GGUGUAUCCAUCAAAGAUAGUUUGGGUGUAAAAAGUUUGAAGCUGGAAAUGGAAGUGGACAAAUCCCUACAGGACAGGACCAGAGGUCUUCUAGGAAACUUUAACAUGAACAAAAAUGAUGAGUUCCAGUUACAAGAUGGCACAGUGCUGUCCCAAAAUCUAACAGAGAGGCAGAUUUUUUACCUGUUUGCCAAAACAUGUGAGAAUUCUAAGUUUCAUUAAAUAACCUAUGAGUAUUAUUCAAAGUUUUAGUUCCCCCCUCAAGUAGUAUAUGGUGUCGUGGGAUUCUAUUAUGUUUCGGAAAAAACAUUUUACUUUUUUUUCCAAUGCCAAUGAUCAAUUUUAAAAGGUUUAUCUGCAAUGAAAUAAGUUUUUAUCAAACUAUAGCAGAUUUUUAAAUAUUCUUUUAUACUUAUUUUUGGAAGAUUUGUCUGAUUCGCAGAGCCAAAUUAUGGCAUAGAGAUUUCAUGUAUUUAGUUUCAUAUUUUGGUGUUUUUUUUCUCCAUAUUAAAAGUAGGCCUAAAUUAAGAUAAUUGUAAAGCAAGUUGUUUAGUCCUUUUCCUUUAAAUUUAUGUGAUAUUUAAGAAAGAAUUUUUUUAUUUUUUUUAUGAAUUCAGACUUUUGGAAAAAGUUUAAACUUUUUUGACCAAAAUCAUUUGCUUGGAUCAAUAUAUCUUAUAGCUAUUUAUUAUAUUUAGAAAAGACAUGCCCAAACAAAUCAUUUUUCAAGAAGUCGUAUAGUUACAAAUUACUUUACAACAGGGACUUUAAAUGGUUGGGAACAAUAGCUUCGAGUAGAGUAUUUAUAAUUAUUACAUCUUGAAAAUAUUUUACAACUCUGUACAUUUGAAAUUACUGAAAGAUUUUUAAUUUGUAUUCACUAAAGAAAUAAUUUUUUAAAAUGUAUAAUCUUUUAAAUAUCUUCAGGUACCGGUAAUUAAAAUAAAUCAAUUUAUGCAAUGUGAAGAAUCAUUUCAAAUUUUUUUCAUUUCUUAUUUAAAUGUUUAAAAAUGUUAAAUUCUAAUUACGUUAACUCUUCCAUUCCAAAGCUAACAAACAAUAUAUAUUUAUUAUUUGAUACAGAUGUUUCGCCAGCUGACUCCAUUUUCAACUUUGUAGAUGAAAAUGUCAGCAGAAUUGCAUGCCAAAAUAUGGAACCAAUAUUCAGAGAUGAAUUUAAUCCUGCUGACUUGUCCAGAGCUGUAGAGUUUUGUGGCAAUCAAAAUGAUGCUUGCAUAUUUGAUUACAUACUUACAGGGGAUGAGACAUUUGCACAAAAUACGAGG
Messenger RNA from Lymnaea stagnalis (great pond snail), 1286 nucleotides. The record is from the annotation of a GenBank genome assembly. Lineage: Eukaryota; Metazoa; Mollusca; Gastropoda; Lymnaeidae.